AAUCGUGUCUAUUUCAAGAUAUGCAAUUCCACGGCUGGAAUGGAAUGGGUCUUGACUAAGCAUUCUACAAGAAAUAGGUUGGAGUAUAAAACCAGUAAUUCAAGGCAGCUUCAACGGUACUUUCCCGGAGCUCGAAGGACAGUCAAGGCUAUUUGAACAAGACUCACAUUUACUCGCCAAAGUGUACUGAUGGGAAUCAAUACUUGGCCGGAUGAUGCCUCUAAACCUUUUCUGGUGGUCCUUAUAGUGACGAGCGGUCUCUUGAAUCUCCCUCAAGCCGCGGGCAUGAACUGCAACACUAAACUGACUAUAAUACCUGAUGUAGAGAUUUCCAUAAAUCCACCAAGGCAAGAAUUAUCCGUAGGUACAGCGGUAAACCUGACCUGUACGGCGCAGCCCAGAAGUAUUGAUGCAGGAUAUUACGAUCGAUGGACCGAGUAUAUUCAGUGGUACGAUCCACAGGACAAGCCAGCUGGAUACAGAUGUGUACAGGGUAGACACAUGGUGUUAAAACAUAGAUGCACAUUAAUGAUCGAAAAACUGACGGCAGAUCAACUUGGAAGCUACACGUGUGAAGCAGGAAAUGGUUAUCGUGCCCACUGCAGGAGAGAAUCAGUCGAAAUUCGUCCUGAAGGAGCCCAAAACAUUCAAAUUAUUGAAUAUCCAAAGAACCAAAGUGCUUUUAUCAAUUCCAGCGUAACUUUCAAUUGCACUGCCACCGGUCAUCCCAGGCCAACCAUCUCUUGGGUGAAGAACGAUGAUCCAUAUGCUUUACAAACCAACCCAAGGGUAGAGGAGAAGGUUAUUUUGUUAGACAACAAAACCGUUCGCAGUCAGCUCUUGUUAAAAGGAACUAAGAUGGAAGACAUUGGCAAAUACAACUGCGUGGCUAAUAACAGCGCUGGAGAAAGGGUAUCAAGAGUGUCUUCCUUAUUCACAGAGGAUUUAGACCUCCAACCUAUUCAAAAUGUGGAAGAUCCCACGAACCAAAGCGCUGUUGUCAGUUUUACUGUAACUUUAAUCUGCACCGCCAAGAUUCAUCCCAAGCCAAGCAUCUCACGUGAAGGGGGCAAUGAUCGGCAUUCAACGCAAUCCACCCCAGGGACCAACUUCCACCCAUCAGGCACUCAAACUGUAACUCAAGUUGUUGAAGAUCGGUGGAAUCUAAGUGUUGUCAUCGGUUCUGACGUUACUUUGAAUUGUAUUACCACUGGUCAUCCUCAGUCAACCGUCAGGUGGAUCAAGAACAACAAUUCAUAUGAUGUCCAAUCUACUUCAAAGACAAUGAUCACUCGAGAUCGACGUGACCAAACCACUCAUUACCAACUGUUUAUAGAAAAAGUGAAGAAGGAGGAUGGGGGCAAAUAUCAAUGUGCUGCAAGUAACAUAGCAGGGGAAAAAGCAUCAAUCGAGGUCAACUUACAUGUCAAUGAUUUAGAUCUGAAAUCUGAAUCACAAACACUGGCAAGAAGGACUGGAUUGUCAAUUUUUCAGCUGACUGCGAUCGCUUUCGUGGUAUCUGCAUCUGUUUUUGCAGUUGGUGCAUUUUUGUGGGAUCGACGUCUUUUAAAGAUCAGCAAGUCGAUAUCCAUGAGCCUCCUCCGAAAGUCAGAGAGACAAUCAUUGGUCUAAUUGUACUGGCAAGCGAGGGGUGCGGCUACCGCCUCUCUGUUGGGAGAAAGAAAAGGAAAUCCAGUCUGACACGAAUAAAACAGCUCUGCAUAUAGUUAUAGGAAGACGACCAGAAGCGUUUGAAGCGUUAGUUUUUACAACCCACUAAAUCAAAUGAGUCACACAAAUGACAGAAUAAAUUUUGCAAACGACCAAAUCAGUGCGUUACGCCUUUGACCCCUAAGAGUGACUUGCAUCUUAA
This is a messenger RNA of Pocillopora verrucosa, 1873 nucleotides long. Its product is annotated as peroxidasin homolog. NCBI's taxonomy places the organism in Eukaryota, Metazoa, Cnidaria, Anthozoa, Scleractinia, Pocilloporidae. The record is from RefSeq and is a predicted model, not a curated record.